AUGUGGUACCCAGAUGCGCAAUUUGAACGACAGUUUAAGAAAGGCGGAACGCUAGGAACGCUGUGGAUGUCACCGAACAAUAAAUCCACCGAGUACGAUAAACAAAUAGGGCUGGAUAAAUUUGAGAAAUUAAUGUACUCAGCCCCUGUACAGUCCGAUGAUUUCUCAGGAAGGUUACGUGAAAAAUCACUGGAGAAUAUGAUUCUCAACUUUGGACCACAACAUCCGGCCGCACACGGUGUACUUCGGCUGGUGUUGAAACUGGAGGGUGAGGUGAUAAUCAAAGCAAUCCCGCAUAUUGGACUAUUGCAUCGUGGUACCGAAAAGUUAAUCGAGCACAAAACCUACACGCAGGCACUGCCCUACUUCGAUAGACUAGAUUAUGUCUCGAUGAUGUGCAACGAGAGUGGCUUUGCACUCGCCAUUGAGAAACUUCUCGGUAUUAAUCCACCUCCAAGAGCGAAAUAUAUCCGAAGUGAGUGA
This is a messenger RNA of Anisakis simplex (herring worm), 483 nucleotides long. Lineage: Eukaryota; Metazoa; Nematoda; Chromadorea; Rhabditida; Anisakidae. The record is from the annotation of a GenBank genome assembly.